This is a messenger RNA of Scedosporium apiospermum, 1665 nucleotides long. RefSeq names its product Inositol 5-phosphatase. Bases 1 to 1665 code for a protein of 554 amino acids. The transcript has 2 exons. Lineage: Eukaryota; Fungi; Ascomycota; Sordariomycetes; Microascales; Microascaceae. Gene Ontology annotation, molecular function: phosphatidylinositol-4,5-bisphosphate 5-phosphatase activity. The record is from RefSeq and is a predicted model, not a curated record. Gene Ontology annotation, biological process: phosphatidylinositol dephosphorylation.
AUGUUCCGCCGCACAAAAGCGCCCCACCCCCAAGAAACUCCAAGUCUCGCCCAACCAGCGCCAGCGACCGCAGACAAGAUCGCCUCCGUUUCCGUCCCAGUGUCUGCUACUGCUGGUGAAAGCCGGUCCUCGUCCGCCUCGACCAUGACCCCCUCGACGGCCGUCGACGUGUUCUUCCUCACCUUCAACUGCGCGAAGAACUUUAUCGACGUGCCCGUAUUUGCGACCCAUCUCCAUACCGCACUGAAACAGCGGGCGGAGCUGCCGGAUCUCGUAGUCUUCUCGCUUCAGGAAGUAGCCCCGAUCGCGUAUUCCUUCAUCGGAUCGUAUUUUCUCAACCCCUACCUCACACGCUACGAAGAGGCCCUUAACCUCGCCGCCGAUGUCCUGAACAACCCCGAGGCUCUGGAAGACGCUCCCGGCGGCGAUGGGGCCAUCUCGCCCCUCACCCGUGCGACCCUGGUGGCGCCGCCGGUGUAUACGCUCGUGCGAUCGAAGAAUGUCGGUAUGACCGCCAUACUCCUUUUUGCGCGGGAUCCGAAAACCGUGGCGGACGUGCAGGAGGCAGAAGUCGGCUUCGGCGCCGCGGAGAUGGGAAACAAGGGUGCGGUUGGUCUGCGGAUCGUGUAUGAGGGAGUUGGAAGCGACAAGAGUUCAGAGAUGACUUUUGUCGCGACGCAUCUUGCUGCCAUGGAGUGGAACCUUGCGAGGCGGAACGCGAACUGGGCGGCAAUCAUGCGAAGCAUGACCUUUGACAACCCAGAGAAGAUCCUUCAGCCUAGGAAGCCAAGUGGCUCCUCGUCCGGCGGCGCUUCGUCCUCCGCCGACGCCCAAGAGGCCGGGAAUGGACGUGCUAGUGUUGAAGAGGCUGUACGUCUUUUGCACAAUCAAGUUAAUGAGGAGAGUAUCUUGAUGCAGCAGCGACUGCAUGACAUCUCGGUCUUCAAACCCACGUCGCAUCUCUUCGUCGGUGGAGAUUUGAACUACCGGAUAUCUGCCACAUCACCCCCGCCAGAUGCGGACUUCCCAAGCCUGGACCCGGAGUCUGAGCACUAUUACCCGCAGUUCUUGCCCUUGGACCAGCUCACUCGGGAGCGCCUUUCUGGUCGGACCCUUCACGGACUCUCGGAGCACAGGAUCGAGUUUCCCCCAACGUACAAGUAUGACAUUUUGCCCGCCGAGUCGUCCACCUUAAGAGACCCUCUCAAUGUCCGCUGGAAAUUUGCCCCGCAUAGGUAUCCUUCCUGGACCGAUCGGAUUCUUUACCUCGACAUUGCUCCGUGGACGAAGGCUCGGCUGUCCAAGGCGACCCCCGAGAUGAAGGUUCACAGCUAUGACUGCAUGCCAGUUGUGUCAUCAAGCGACCAUCGGCCCGUUUUCCUGCGAGUGGAGGUUCCUGUCAUCGACAAGGUAGACCUGAUCCCGCCGAAGGAACUCGAGGAUGGGGUCAGCGCAGCAACGGUGGCAGAAUGGAACUUGGAUCCUCGCAUGAAGUUGCCUGUGACAAUCGACCCGGAGGCCUGGGAGCGACGAGCAGCAGCAAGGAAGAAGGAAGUAAUGGCCGGAUGGAGUAUGUUUCUGUGGAGUACUCAAGAGGGGGCGUUGAUCCUUGGUACGUUUAUGGUAGCCAUCGUCUUAGGAUGGUGGCUGUAUCAGGGAUGGUGA